CUACUGACAUUACCGGUCCUCAAUGUUCCGCAAACUCCGCCAACAGUGGCUGUGCCUCCCCAUUUUGGGCUUCUUCAUGUGCGGCUCGCUGCUGCUCAUGGGGGACGAGCCCGUGGUCGUGCGCCCCACUGAGGCUGCGCCCCCCAGAUCCGCGACCAAGUCCCUCGACGAAGUCAUGGACGAAAUGAACAAAUUUGUGCUUUUGUUGAACCAAAUUCCGAACUGUGGCGGCGAGAUUUUGGUGUUUUUGUUGCAGAAAAUGCAAGGGAUGAACAACUACAGGCAUGUGAGGCUCAAGGGGGGCGGCGGGCGGAGGCUCACCCGGGGGCAACAGGAGCAAUUCGUCGAUGAAAUAUACAGGGUGAUGCGCGAAGAAGCCGUUCCAUUGAGUUUCGAUCGUCAAUUGUUUUUUGUUAAUUUCACAACAUACGAUAAGCAAUCGCCUAGUUACAUCAAUAUCAUUCGAGAACCGGCCGAUAAGGCAAUCUCGAGGUCAUUUUACACCAAUAAAAACACAGAGGGCGAUCUUAUCGACUGCCUUGUGAGGCGUAAAAGCGACUGCCAAGGGCGGAAAGUGAACCCUUACCAACUGACCAUUCCGUAUUUCUGCGGCCAUGACCCGAAGUGCAUGUUGGAUAACCAGUGGGCCCUCCAAACCGCCAAAAGCAACGUCGAGAAGUAUUACCCCGUUGUGGGGGUUUUGGAGGAGUUGAACGCCACGUUGGGGGUGCUAGAAAGCGAGCUCCCCUACUUCUUCAAAGGGGUGCAAGGGGUUUACAAAAUAAUCAAUCGGUUCAACCGGAAGAAAAGCGCUCAACAACUCACCAAAACCCGGAAACAACUACACCGGAUUUUGGCCACGGAGUAUGACUUUUACUAUUGGGUCAAACGGAGAUUAUUAAAAUUGAAAUAAAACAACCAAAGACUGU
Messenger RNA from Tribolium madens (black flour beetle), 929 nucleotides. Its product is annotated as uronyl 2-sulfotransferase-like. The record is from RefSeq and is a predicted model, not a curated record. Gene Ontology annotation, molecular function: sulfotransferase activity. Lineage: Eukaryota; Metazoa; Arthropoda; Insecta; Coleoptera; Tenebrionidae. The transcript is spliced from 5 exons. The coding region runs from base 23 to 913 and encodes 296 amino acids. Gene Ontology annotation, cellular component: membrane.